Molecule: messenger RNA, 3156 nt
Organism: Nothoprocta perdicaria
Lineage: Eukaryota; Metazoa; Chordata; Aves; Tinamiformes; Tinamidae
Gene: ITGA10
Product: integrin subunit alpha 10
Exons: 26
Biological process (GO): cell adhesion mediated by integrin; cell-matrix adhesion; cell-cell adhesion
Cellular component (GO): integrin complex; external side of plasma membrane
Molecular function (GO): integrin binding
Source: RefSeq, a predicted model, not a curated record
AUGGGUGGCGGGGUGGGGGGCAGGACGCCGGGGCCCAUCGCGCGGGCGCUGAGGGCUCCCCGGCCCCCAGGGCUCUGCGUCGCCUUCAACGUGGACGUGAGCAGCCCCCGGCUCCUGCGCGGGCCCCCCGAGGCGCAGUUCGGCUACAAGGUGCUGCAGCGGGCGGCCGGCGGGCGCAAAUGGCUGCUGGUGGGAGCCCCUUGGGACGGGCCGGAUGGCGACCGCCGGGGUGCCGUCUACAAGUGCCCCGUGGGACCCCCCAACAGCACCUGCACCCAGGUGGACCUCGGCGACGCGGCGCUGCGGCACGGCGCCCUGCCCGCCAGGAACAUGCACCUGGGCAUGACGCUGCUGCACGGCCCCGGCGGCGGCUUCGUGGCCUGCGCCCCGCUCUGGUCCCAGGAAUGCGGCACCUCCGUCUUCAGCAGCGGCAUCUGCACCCGCAUGGACAGCGAGCUGCGGCCCGUGGAGACCCUGGCGCCCACGGCGCAGCGCUGCUCCACCUACAUGGACAUCGUCAUCGUGCUGGACGGCUCCAACAGCAUCUACCCGUGGUACGAGGUGCAGAACUUCCUCAGCAACAUCCUCAGCAAGUUCUUCAUCGGGCCCGGCCAGAUCCAGGUGCUGGGCCACUACCUGCGGCGGCAGCAGGACCCCGAGGACUUCAUCCGCGAGAUCAGGUCCAUYGCCAGCGAGCCCGACGACAAGUUCUUCUUCAACGUCACCGACGAGGCCGCGCUCAACGACAUCGUGGACGCGCUCGGCGACCGCAUCUUCAGCCUCGAAGGGACCCCCGGCGCCAAUGCCAGCUCCUUCGAGCUCGAGAUGUCCCAGAUCGGCUUCUCCAUCCACCUCCUGGAGGACGGGAUCCUUUUCGGCAUGGUCGGAGCCUACGACUGGGACGGCGCCGUGCUCAAGGAGGGCCCCGCCGGCCGCGUCAUCCCGCCCCGGGAAGCCUUCCAGGAGGAAUUCCCGCUGGAGCUGAAGAAUCACGCUGCUUAUCUGGGUAGGGGGGAUGAUGCCCAGGGCGCGCAGGGAGCACCGGGAUUCUGAGUGCCCCGCGGGAUGCAGGAGAGAGCARGGAUGCUGGAUGUCCCAAGGGAUGCAGGAUACUUCGGCAGCGAGGUCUGCGUCCUGGACGCCGACRGCGACGGCACCAGCGACGUGCUGCUCGUGGCCGCCCCCAUGUUCCUGGGCGCCCAGAGCAAGGAGACCGGCCGCGUUUACGUCUAUAGGGUGGGCCAGCGGCUCGUGGCGCCGGCCGGCACCCUGCACGCCCACAAGAAGCCGCAGGACUCGCGCUUCGGCUACGCGCUGGCCGCCGUGCCCGACCUCAACCACGACGGCUACAACGACGUGCUGGUGGGCGCCCCGCUUGAGGACGGCCACCGCGGCGCCGUCUACGUCUACCACGGCGCCCCGGGCACCGUCCUGCCCCGCUACAAGCAGCGCAUCGAGGCGGCGGCGCUGGACUCGGCCCUCAGCUACUUCGGGCGCAGCCUGGACGCGCGGAUGGACCUGAGCGGCGACGGGCUGCCGGACGUGGCCGUGGGGGCGCAGGGGGCGGCCGUGGUGCUGCGCACCCGCCAGAUCGUGCAGGUCAACACGUCGCUCACGGUGGAGCCGGCGGCCAUCAGCGUCGUCGCGAGGAACUGCCGGCGCGGCGGCGCCGACGCCGUCUGCCUCCGCGCCCGGCUCUGCUUCCGCGCCGGCACGCGCGCCCGGGGCCCGCGCGACGGGGACAUCGAUCUGCGCUACAACGUGUCCCUGGAGGAGCGGGCGCCGGGCGCGCGGGCCGCCUUCGACGCCUCGCCGCGGCGCCGCCUGCACAAGCGGCUCGAGCUGCCGCUGGGGCGGCAGAGCUGCGUCCGCAUCCCCUUCCACGUCCUGGACACCUCGGACUAUCUGCGUCCCCUCCCCUUCACCGUGACCUUGGAGCUGGAGGAAGCCGCCCCGGGGCCGGUGCUGGAUGAGAAAUCCGCCACGAGCGUGCGGAGGCUGAUCCCCUUCUUCAAGGAGUGCGGGGAGGACGACGAGUGCGUCACGGACCUGGUGCUGCGGGCGAGCAUGGACAUCGCGGGCUCCGGGCAGAGCCCCUUCGUGCUCCGCAAGGGCCGGAGGAAGGUGCUGGUGGCGGUGACCCUGGAGAACAGGCAGGAGAACGCCUACAACGCGAGCGUGCGGCUCCGCUUCUCCCGCAACCUGCUCUUCUCCAGCCUGGUGCUGCAGGACGGGAGCCCGGUGAAGCUGGAGUGCGCGGCGCUGGGCGGGCACGGCCGCCUCUGCACCGUGGGCUACCCCGUGUUCCGCGCGCGGGCCCAGGUCUCCUUCACCCUGGAGUUCGAGUUCAGCUGCUCCGUCCUGCUCGACAGAGCCGAGGUCGGGCUCGUGGCCAGCAGUGACAGCGCCGAGGCCGAGGCCACGCUGCAGGACAACGCGGUGCAGCUGGCGGCCGCCAUCCGCUACGAGCCCGACCUCUUCCUCUCCAGCGCCGCCACCCUGCACCGCUACGAGGUGCACCCGCGCGGCGCCCACGGCCCCGGGCCCGAAUUCAAGACCACGGUCAAGGUGCAGAACCUGGGCUGCUACGCGGUGCGGAACCUCACGCUGCGCAUGGCCCUGCCGGCGUCCGGCUACCGCGGCGCCGCCUUCCUCUCCGUCACCCGCGUCAUCGCCGGCAACGCCACCUGUGUCCUGCGCGGCCCCGGCGAGGAGCUGAGGGCGCCGGCGGCGCCGGUGCAUCCCGAGGACCUGCUCCAUGUGGACAGGCUGGACUGCAGCACGGCCGCGUGCCAGGUGCUGAGCUGCGAGCUGGGCCGGCUGCCGCGCGGCGCCGACGCCGCCGUCCACGUCCUCCGCACCCUCCACGACUCCUUCUUCCGCGCGGCUCGAUUCAGGAGCGUGAGGAUCGUCAGCACCUUCUCCCUGCUGCCCAGCGCCCACAGCCUGUUCGUCCUGGAGGGGCCGGGGCAGCGGCGCGAGAUGGAGCUGGAAAUCCUGCAGGCCAAGCGGGUGCCCGUGUCGCUCUGGAUCCUGGUGGGCAGCAUCGUCGGGGGGCUGCUCCUGCUGGCGCUCAUCAUCUUCGGCCUCUGGAAGCUGGGCUUCUUCGCCCGCAAGAAGCUCCCGGAGGAAGAGGAGGAGAAGGAGGAGCAGUGA